AUGCCGAACUUGAAGAAGAAAAUGACGGGCUUGGAGCAGGAGAUCCUGUCUCUGAAGGCGAAGUUGGCUGAACAGAAGCAUAUUCAUCAGGAACCGGAAAAUGAACAGCAGAGAAUCCGAGGUGACCAGUAUCCGCGUCAACAGGAACACCGACAGGAGAUGCAGGACCGCCGAAGUACCGCAAGUGACGCCAACAAGAUGGAAACAAUCGGAUACGACCAGUACGCACUCGCGCGAUCGCACUCACCAUCAAGAUCAACUCACGAUGACCCGCGCGACUACCGCGAUGGAGAGGGGUUCAGCUAUGGGAAUCGCGGACCACACGAUCACCCACCUCAUCCUCCAGCCUAUUACCCACCUCCUCCACCAACCCAUUACGGACCUCCUCCUGCUCCGACCUAUUACCCACCUCCUCCACCAACCCAUUACCCUCCUCCACUACCACCCCAUUACCCGCCUCCACCACCACCGCAUUACCCUCGCCAGGAAUUUGGCUAUGGGUAUGGAUCACCACACAAUCACCCACCAAAUCAACCGCCGCCUCGACCGGCCCCUCAACCGACCCAUCACUCGUACUAUCGACCGCCGCAUCAACCUGACUCGCGUUCGUACCCCGCAUAUCGCCACCAUCAACCAGGCAACCAACAUCCACCAGCUGAACACGCUCUUCGACGUCCAGAACAGCGUGAGAUGUUUAGUCCAGGAGCGCGUCAGCGCAUCGCGGAACGAGCAGGACAAUCCACGAAACGCGAGGAACUGAAGCGGAAACAUGCCCGACCAAAUCAGGGGCAGGAGCCUUCGGAAUCUGCACCAACACAAUCCACGAAACGCGAGCAACUGAAGCGGAAACAUGCCCGACCACACCAGGAACAGGAGCCUUCGGAAUCUGCACCGACAGAACUCACGAAACGCGAGGAACUGAAGCGUAAACAUGCCCGACCACACCAGGAACAGGAGCUUUGGCAAUCUGCACCGACAGAACUCACGAAACGCGAGGAACUGAAGCGUAAACAUGCCCGACCACAAUAG
Lecanosticta acicola is the source of this 1029-nucleotide messenger RNA. NCBI's taxonomy places the organism in Eukaryota, Fungi, Ascomycota, Dothideomycetes, Mycosphaerellales, Mycosphaerellaceae. The record is from the annotation of a GenBank genome assembly.